This is a messenger RNA of Lucilia cuprina (Australian sheep blowfly), 407 nucleotides long. Its product is annotated as brain-specific homeobox protein-like. The annotation marks the transcript as partial. The record is from RefSeq and is a predicted model, not a curated record. The transcript has a single exon. Lineage: Eukaryota; Metazoa; Arthropoda; Insecta; Diptera; Calliphoridae.
AACCGGUUGAUUUUUCACGUUCCGAAGGAGCAACAAAUAGCAAUGGUGGUAGCAACAACAAAAAUGGCUCUACAAUAACAUUAACAACAUCCAACUCUUCAUCUUCAUCGACACAUGGCAACAAUAAUAGUACUACAGGCAGCAGUCACAUUGAAGGAAAAUCUUUACAUUCUAACUCCCACCAUCACCAACCACAUCAUACCAACUCUCAGCAGCAGCAUCAUCAACAACUCCAAAUAUUGCGCAACAUGUCAAAUGGUCACCAUAAUUUAGAUAGUGGUGUGAGUUUCUUGCAUCACGACUACUCGACCGAUGAUUAUUCCGAUUUGGAUGAUGAUGAUAUGGAUGAUGAAGAAGGCAGUGAUGUUGAUAUUAUGGGUGACACUAAAUUAUAUAACUUAACAUAA